GUCCGACUACAGCCACCUGUCAUCUACCAGUAGUGAGCUUUCCCUAGAAGAGGCCCAAGACCCUUUCCUGGUGAGCAUCCACAUCAUCGCAGACCCAGGCCAGGCCCAGCCGCUGCAGGAGGCUAUCGACAAGGUCUUGGCUUGGAUCCACCCUGACCUUCCGCUGUUCCGCGUGUCGGAGAGGCGAGUGGGCCGCAGGCGGCGGAAGACCCCCAAAGGCGCACAGCCGGCGCUGGCCGUGGUGCUGUUCCUGCAGGAGGAGUACGGGGAGGAGCAGAUCCUCCAGCUGCACCGCACGCUGCAGCGCCCGCCCUGGCGCCACCACCACACAGAGCGCGUGCACGGCCGGUUCCUGCCCUACCUGCCCUGCAGCCAGGACUUCUUCACCCUGGCCCCCGGGACCCCGCUGUGGGCCAUCCGGCCUGUGCACUACGGCAAGGAGAUCGUGCGCUUCACCAUCUACUGUCGCCACGACAGCUAUGCAGACAGCCUUCGGUUCUACGAGCUGAUCCUGCGCCGGAGCCCCAGUCAGAGGAAAGCGGACUUCUGCAUCUUUCCCAUUUUCUCCAAUCUGGAUGUGGACAUCCAGUUCUCCCUGAAAAGACUGCCAUGUGAUCAGAGCCCGGUGCCCACCGACUCCUCCGUGCUGGAGUUCCGAGUGAAGGACAUUGGGGAGCUGGUGCCUCUCCUGCCCAACCCCUGUAGCCCCAUCAGUGAGGGGCGCUGGCAGACAGAGGACCACGACGGCAACAAGAUCCUUCUGCAGGCACAGAAGGUGCACAAAAAGUUUACCAAGCCCAGCAGGGCACACCACUCCUCUGAGAAGCAGCCUCAUUCUACCCUUUCAACGAGUGCCACCGCGCCGAGCCACACACCGGGCAGCAGCCAGCCAAUGCUGUGUGACAGCCCUUUCCUGGGCCCCAGCCAGCUGGACUCGCCCGCCGGACACCAGCAGGAAUGUGCCAGACAAGCCAGAAGCACCCCAAGCCCUCCCUGGUCUUUCCCGAGAAGCAAGUCCUUAUUUUGUUUGCCCACAGUGGGCCCCACUCCAGCCUCCUGCACUGAACCACAGUGGUCUUCAAACACAGGUCCCACAGGCCAAAGGGUGUCCGAACAUAGGCAUGGCCAGCUCCUCUCCAUUGACGACUUAGAAGGGGCCCAGGAGACAGACGUGGACACAGGCUUGCGGCUGUCCUCCUCGGACCUAUCUGUGGUCUCUGCAUAUUCUGCACCCAGUCGGUUCUGUGGCACAGCGGAGAAGGCCCACUCCCCUGAAGGAUACAUCGGCCACUGGGCAUCACACAAGGGUCCCAGAGAAGGGCCACUGCCCACUGGCAGCGGCAUAACCACAGAGGCUUCCUGGGUUUCUCUACCUUUUGUACCCAAAAGGUCUUCCAGCUCCUUCGUGACAGCUGUCUCUGCUCCUGCUCCCCUGACCUCCAAGGCCUCCUCUCUCACAGAGUCAUCCCCCGAAGUCCCUAGUGAUGCUCCCAAAGCCACACUGACUGGUCAAGAUGUGCCACCACCCACGGCAAUGGCUGAUCGUGGGGAUAAUGACGUGGAGGAGUUCUACAUCUGAGCAUUUCUUGUUUCAUGAGCACAUUCAGACUCAGGUCCCGCCGCCCCUGUGCCCUCUGAACACACCAGUGUACUGUACUUAGCCUUCAACUCGGGGACUGUGUGGAACUUCAUCAUCCAUUUCAGGGGAAUGAUUUGCACACUGGCCAUGCUACUGCUCUUAGCUGAAAGGUAGUACAUUUCUAGAGAGUCCAUGAAAAUACUGACAUUUUUAUGCAAAUAAAUCCCCACAAAUUUAAGUCAGAAAAUAUAUUUUUGAAUACUCAUCUUGAAACAUGGUCUAGUGCCCUUACACAAUUUAAAUGUGUCCUAUAAUUAUUUGAAAUGAAAAGAAAACCUAGACAGCUAGAGCUGAUCUGGCAAUUUUUCAUGCUGUGAAAGAAAAAUAGUUAAAGCCAAAAUGUGGGAAAGAUACUAAGUAACUUGCAUGAGAGAGUAGUGCACAAGAACAGAAUUAGUCCCUGCCUGGUUCUCUAGGUACUCGUAUAGUUACAUUACCAGGGGACAGUGACCCAAGGGAUUUUCAAGUCAUGCUUACAGUGGAAAAGCCAGGUGCUAAGACAGCUGUCAGAAUACAUCAGACUUCAGAGCACCUUACUGAGUCCAUCAACAUCUGAAAAUCUAAAUUUACGCAAAAGUGGAUUUAUGCAAAAUCUUUGUAAAGAUUCAGCAUGAGUAACAGAUUUCUGGUACAUAUAAAAUAUGCUGAGUUCCAAAAUCUAAAUUUGUAUACACCUUUCAACAACACAUCCCUAUAAUCAAUGAAGAGCUACAGAAGACAACUCCACUCUCUGGACUGACUUGGGUCACUGAGGAGGAUUCAUUCCGUGGAGUUACAGAAUACGUUAUUAGGCAUCGUGGGUAGACAGGCUUAUAAUUCUUUAUCUUUGAAAAGCACAAUCUAAGGGCUACAUAGAUCUCUGUAUAUAAAUAAUAAGGAUCACAUUUCAUACUGCUUUCUCCCAGUAAACGUGCACAGCCAUACAUCCUGUGGCUUUCCUUUUGAAAUGACUUGGAACAUUUUAGCUGGCAUUUUGAUUGCACAAAUGAACAAAUGUCUCCUUUCCCCAAAAUGGGAAACCACACAAAAUGCUCUCCUGAAUGCACACUGGUGCACUGCUAGCCUGGCACAAGUGCACAGGAGCCUUAAGUAAAGCUCGUGCUUUAGCCUGACCUUGGCUCUCCCUGUCCGUUGUCUGCUUCUGUCACACGUGAAUGGCAUUGAAAUCCCCUGGUAAGGGCAUGUUUACAACUCCAUCCUCAGCCAUAUGAAGUGCUAGCCUCAGGGCCACCGCCAGGCUGUCCCUGGAUGCCGUUUGUCUUUGGGGAAGAACAUGGAUCUGCAUUGUUCAUUUCCCAGCCCGGUGCUCCUUGACUAAAUUGCUCAUGGCCCAAUUUUCAUUUCUCUGGAAGGGCCCACACCAGCUCAGACACAGCCCCAGAGUCCUUCCUGCCAGGGCAUCCCUACAGCCUCAGGUCUGCCAUCUUUGUAAUGAGAGCCUUAGAUCCUCCAUCCCACAUCCUGGACUUCCCAAGACUUGGAAUUGUAAUAUUCUGCUCCAGUGGAAAUAAAUGAAAAUAUGGCCUUUUCUAGUUCUGGUCUUGGAGUAAAAAACUUUUCCUGGAAAGGGCUAUAUAAUAUCUUAAACGUUGUCAAUCAUGUUUUAAACUUUGUCAGUCUCUGUUGCAACUGCUGCUAUUAUAGCACAAACAAUAAAAUGUAAAGGAAUGAGCAUGA
This is a messenger RNA of Chinchilla lanigera (long-tailed chinchilla), 3316 nucleotides long. RefSeq names its product family with sequence similarity 124A (gene Fam124a). The record is from RefSeq and is a predicted model, not a curated record. NCBI's taxonomy places the organism in Eukaryota, Metazoa, Chordata, Mammalia, Rodentia, Chinchillidae.